AUGACUAAAAUUGGAAAUAUUCCUGUCUUUUUGAACAGCUUUCAACAAUUCGUUGAGAAGUACGAAUUUGAUGACAUUUUUGAUCAACAAAUUAAAAACAUCGAUUCUCGUGAAAAUGAAAUUUAUAUAAGGUUGUCAAUCAAAGAAGAUUUCAAUGAAUGUCCUGAUAUAAUGAACAUAAUCACAGGUGUCCUUUUGGAAUCAUUCGUGACUUAA
Molecule: messenger RNA, 216 nt
Organism: Saccharomyces mikatae IFO 1815
Lineage: Eukaryota; Fungi; Ascomycota; Saccharomycetes; Saccharomycetales; Saccharomycetaceae
Exons: 1
Coding region: 1-216 (71 amino acids)
Source: RefSeq, a predicted model, not a curated record